AUGAGCUCUACGGCCGAUUCUGAACGUCCUGCUGCCGUUAGUGAAGAGGCAUGUGACCAAAUGUUUACCUGCGUCCUCUUGAUUUUUGACUUAUCCCAACCGUUUUUCUGGGCUACUGUUUGCUGACCAAAGGGUUAACAGCCCCUUCUUGACCAUAUCACCACAGAUCCUCCCGAAGAUUCUUAUCCGGACUCAGAGAGUCCCGCGAAGCUAAAGAAUGCCAAGAAUAUCGGCACGACAACCCCUGAGGUUGAGGGUGAGGACAACGGCCCUGUGACAGCUGUCGAGGAUUAUCCCUCCACUCCUGUCUCGACAAUGGAUUCUUCAUUUCAACCUCUACCUUUGACGGGGGAGAGUAAGGAGGAUUCAAUACCGUUAUCUCCUGCCCCCGAAGAGCCUGAAUUUGGGGCUGGUAAGGAAGCAGGAGCCGCGGGCCUCCCUUCUCCCAUUGAAGCCGAAGAGAAGCAAUUGGAUGGUGCUGAGGAGCCCAAAGUUGAGGUUUUGGAAGACUCGGAUAAAGCCGGGAACGAGGCGGAUUCAAUACUCAUGGAGGGGAGAGAAGUCGUCGAGGCUGAUGAGAAGGUCGGGGUUCCGGAAUCAUCGGAAACAGAACAGGGAUCGUCUGGGGAUAAAGCGGUUGACCCGGAAGCUGAGGAUAAGAGCUUGGAAACUCCAGUGGAAAUGGUAGAGGAGGGAUCUACCUCGGAGGCCGCAGUCCCGGAACUAGAUGCUCUUGAGGAGGGGCCUUCAGAAGCCGCCCUGAAGGCGAAUCAAGAGGGGCCGGCUGCUGUUGAUGAAACACCGACCGCAUUGGAUGCUUCUGACCUCGGUACCGAGGUGUUGAAGACUGCCGAGCCUGUUGAGGAAAAUGAUGACGAAUCCAGAGAUACUCCAGCAGCCGAAGAGGCUGAGAGUGUUGCCGAGAAGCUGUCAUCAGAGAUAGCUAACACCGAACACCAAGAUACUACUGGGCCUCAGACUAUCCAGGACUCCGAACUUACUGUUGACGAGCCUAAGGCUGGAGAGGCUGCGUACGAAAGUGGUGAAGAUGACAAGGUUCAACAGGAGCACGAGGCCGAGGAAAUAGAGCAUUCAGAGGCCACGGAACCAGCUAUGGGCCGCACGGUUCCGAACACCGAGGCUGCCCGACACACUCACGAUGCAGUUAUGGAGGUAGUGGGUGAGAAGCGCGAAGAUGAGGAAGUUGAGCCUGGGGCUGAGAAGACGGAUACUACAAUUGGCGAUCAUGAGUCCAGGCCAGAGUUAGAGGCGGAUUCGGUAGCGGAGACGGACUCUGUGCCAUGCCCCAACGAGACUUCUGUUGUUGUGGAAGGGUCUAAGAUUGCCCAGCCGAGGGCCGAGGAUUCGGAAGCUAAAGAUGCUCCUGAGCUGGUUGCACCAUCCGGAGCUGAAGGGAUCGAAGCAGAGGUAAGACUCGAUUUCUCGGUUUUGGCUGUUUUGAUUAUUUUACGAAUAAUGACCUUAGCCCAAGACAACCGAGACUACGGAAGCCGAGCCGCCAACCCCGGACGUUUCAAUUUUUUCAACUGGCGGUGAAGAUACACCCAACUCCCAGCCUGCUACGGAAUCAACUGGGGAUGCUAAGGAAGGUCCGAGAGUAGGUACUGAUCUUUGAUACAUUUGAUUUUUGUGCUAAUCUUAAACUUAGUCGGAGACUGACGAGCUCUUUGAGGUGAAACCACAGGCUCCGGGAGUCUUGCCCGUGACUGAGCCUUUAAGGGAUGGAGACGAGUUUCUUCCUGUCGAAGCCGGCACGGAGACAGGGGGCGAACACACGGAGGGACCCAAGGACGGUGUGAGGGUGGAAGCAGAAUAUGAAGUCGAAGAGGAACCUGAGGUAGGAAUUACUUCAAGGUAACACAGUCCGUAUUCUAACGAUUUUUCUAGUUUGAGGCUGCCGAAGUAUCUGAGCCUGUCGACGUAGAACCCGCAGUCCCAAAUUAUCUACCACUCACUGAAGCUCCAAAAGAGGGAGAAGUUCCCACUGUUGAUGUCGAUACUAAUCCUAGGCCUGUGCCGGCCGGGGAAGACGAAAAAGGAGUUCCCGGGCCUGGGCUGCUAGUAGAGGGUCUGGCUCGGACCGCCGAGGAAACUGUAGGUUCAGCUUUGGAGGAACCAAAAGCACAGGAAGGAGCCGGAGCGCCGCCAGAUGACGGCCCUAUCCAGGAGUUGAAGGAGCCUGUUGCCACAGAGCCGGAGGUGCUGGCGGUUCCUGGAGAGACAAAAGAGCUACAAAGCGCAUCCGAGUUUACAGAGCAAUCGGUUGAGAGGGUCGAGGAGGUGGGCCCAGAGCCAGGUAUCCCGAAAGAUAAUGAACAGGGGACACAAGGGUCGGUACAAGCUACUCCCAUAUCGGAUAUGGUAUAUAUAAAUCUCUAUUUCUAGUUGCUGUUUAGUUAAUCGUCGUCAACUAACUUUACCAAUAGACCAAACCAGAGGAAUCUGAGCUCGGGCCUACUGAUACGGAGAACCCGCCUGUAGCAGAUGUUGAAGACGCGGUACCAGUGGAAACUCACGAAGGCAGCGAUGUAUCUACUGUCCUGAAGACCGAGGACAUAUCCGCAGAUGCUGGCCCCGAGGCAUCUAUCGAGGGGAGUGGGGGAACUACCAAAACCGAGCCCGUGGCCAACGGAGAGGGUGGGGAUCUUGCACAGGAUGAACCUAUUGUUGUUAGUCACGGCGAUGCUCCCCCAGACGAAGUUGAGAGAGCAGAGGCUGCGGUUGAUUACCCCAAGCCAGAUCCUCAAGAUGAAGUAGCCGAGGCGCCAAGCGAGAUCGAAGUUGAGAAGGAUGGCAAACCACCUGUUUCGCCAGUGCAAGCGCAGAUGGAGCCUGAAGGGAUAAAGGAGGUGGCAGAGAUAGCCGCGGGAUCAUCCUCAUUGAACGAACCCCAAUCCUUUGAAAGCCCUGGCGAUAUUGCUCCUGAGCGAGCUCCCACUCCCAAAGUUGCUGAGGAAGAGAACCUGGAGGAAUCCGAGACUGAGGGGUUGGGGGCUGUGGCGCUCGGAGGGGUGAACGAUAAGGCUAAGGAACCGACAUCGUCCAAGGAACCAGAGGAGACCCCUAUUGCUCAGGAGAUUUCUCAUCCGGUAGGACCUGUUGGGGAAACACAUGAAGAAAGUGUGGGGGGCUCUUCUGUUGAUUCCGGUAUCAAAUUGGAUCAGGGUUUUCAUGAGGGCGUUGUUACUUCUGACCUCACAAUUCCGGAAAAAUCUUUGGAAACUCUGCUGCUGGCUGGAGAAGGUGUUACGCCGGCUGUGCAGCCGGGAGCCUCGAAGGAGUCUCAACCCGGGGAGCAAAUGUUUUCUGUCAGCCCCUUGCCCGAUUCAAAGACCUUCGGCAAUCCCAUCGAUCUCCAACCUGGAGAACCAAUCCCAGUAUGUUUAACUGAAGCUUCUGUGGCUGAUAAUGUUAAAAUAGAUGAGGAGAUUUUCAAGAAGUUCGACGACAAGACGGCAAAGGCUGAAGAGCCUAAUGACGGCUCCGGUGAGAAAAUACUUGCUGCGGGUGCAGGGGCUGGUCUUGUGGGAUUGGGCGCCUAUGCGGCGGUUAAGUACUCCGAUGACAAGACGAAAGCUGGUAAACAUAAUUCAGAAAACGCUUCCUCUAUUCCCGGUAAGUACUUGGAUCGCACACUUCCCAAGUUUGGUUUUUUUUUUAACAAAUUGGUGCCAGCUUCCCCUUCGGAUUCUAAGGCUGGAGAUGAUGGAUCGCCGGCUGUAGAUGUAUCAGCCAAGUCCAUCCCUUCAACAGCCCAGGAGCAGGUUCUUCCUGUUGAAGUUUCGUUCCCUUCCCCGGCCAUUGCGAAGGAAUUGAGUGAGUCCCCUGUUGUUUCAAAGACAGAGGUUGAGCCUGCCCGUCCGGUGGGAAAAUCGACGGAGGAAAUAACCAAGCCUGCUGGUGCGGAAGUGCUGGGCGAAAAUCCCUUACAGGCCUCCGCGACCGACAUCCCUAAUGAAUCUACAGUCAACCAACCGGUUGGGAAAUCAGUCUCUCAUAACGGCGAUGAAGUCACUGCUGAGCCUGCCCCUAAGAAUGCCCUAUCGCCUGUUCACGGUGUUAUGGCUUUAGAGGAACAUAUUCCGGAAGUCUUGAAGGAUACGGAGACAUCAGAGACCCCGGCGAUUGUGGUGUCAGCUCCGCCCAACCCAGCCACUGGAUCUAGUACCGCAGAAGUCAUUCAGCCUAGCUCCUCAGAGGUUGUGUUUGAUGAAGCGUCGGCGAAGAAGGCUCGGGAAUCAGGUGAGAUCUUUGCUCACCCGGUGUGGAAUGAGUCCGUUAGCCCUCUCUUACAAUAUUCAUUAGAAAACACCCCCGAAGGUGUCCGCAGACGCAGAGCCCCCGGAUCCGGAGGCGAGGUAUCCCGUCCUACUAGCAGUGGCACCGACAACGUCUCUACUAGACAUCACAGAAAUAUCAUGAAUGGAUUCUGGCAUGUGGUCCUCUUCGGGUGGCUUGGGGGGUUUGGAAGAUUUUUUGGUGGGAUUUUUUCGAAGUCAAAAUCGAGGAAACAACGCAGGUAGAGACAGGUAACAAUCGUAGGGGGUUGCUGGGCCGUCGGAAGUAGUGGCAAACGGUAAUGACUGGAUGACUGAUAGUUUUCAUUUCCUUUUUCUUUUUUACUUUUCGAAACCUUUCAUUCUACUUAUUAUCUUCCAUCCCCGGUGAACUUGUUUGGUGUACUUUACCUUGCUGUCUUUUUUUCUUUGGAGGGCGGUUUACUAAGCCAAUUCUUGUUUCCCUUUCUUACAUUUUCCUGUUUUAUUUUAUUUUUGUUUUAUCUAUUCUGUCACUCGCCUUGGUGGUGUACACCUUACACUCUAUUUUGCACUCGAGAUUGUUGGCAGCGCACAUUGUGGCAGUCAAAUCAUUAUUUCCAGGCAUAUUCGCAUUGGCGGAAGCGGGGACAUGAGUGGAGCGAAUGGGGGGGUUCAAUUCUUGUCGAUUCCUUCUUUCCCUCGGGACGAUUGAAUUAUUCUUACUGGGGGGUUUUUUUAUUCAGCUAGUACCUUCGUUGUUUUUGACGAUUUUCUCCUGACGUUAAUGAUAUCAACUUCCAUGGCCGCCUUACUCGUUUGGUGGCUAAUUGUUUAAUUG
Messenger RNA from Tuber aestivum (summer truffle), 5118 nucleotides. The record is from the annotation of a GenBank genome assembly. Lineage: Eukaryota; Fungi; Ascomycota; Pezizomycetes; Pezizales; Tuberaceae.